Molecule: messenger RNA, 1575 nt
Organism: Ogataea haglerorum
Lineage: Eukaryota; Fungi; Ascomycota; Pichiomycetes; Pichiales; Pichiaceae
Exons: 2
Coding region: 1-1575 (524 amino acids)
Source: RefSeq, a predicted model, not a curated record
AUGCGUUUACGCCCAGAGCAGCCCAGCAGCCCUCCGGCCGACUCCGACUCCCAGUCCGACGCGGACUCCCUCACAGAGACGCUCGAGCAGGUCGGCAGGCUCGCGUUCCCCACCUUCUCGAUCACCCCCCAUUUGCCAACCUUGCCCAAGCUCGCAGCCCUCACGCGAGACUACAACACCACGUCGCUGGGGCGCAAGCUGGCCGGGCUCAACACGAAAAAGGACGAGCUCGCGCGAAUAUACGCCCAGCUGAGCGAUCGAGGUGUUGCAGGAGCCCGAGGCGACGGUGUCGCUUGUGAAGGACCGGCUGGCCAGCUACGACCACCUCACGUACCUGACGUUCGAGCAGUUCAACGACCAGGCGUUUCUGCGGCGGCGCAUCAGGGAGAUCCUGAGCCUGGACCUGCUGCCGCUGGACCAGCGGUUUCUGAUCCAGAAGCUGAUGUCGCGCUCGUACUUCGAAAAACAGCGGUACAAGCGCGCAGAGGCCGACGACGCCGAGAGCGAGGCCAGCGGAGACGAGGUGGUGCUCGGCCCGCGCGAUCUCGAGCCGACGUACUACAACGCCGAGGAAAACAUGCUCGGGUGCGCGCACUACCAGCGCAACUGCAAGGUGGAGUGUCCGACGUGCCGCCGAUGGUACACCUGCCGCUUCUGCCACGACCAGGAGGUGCAGUCGCACCAGCUGGUGCGGAGCCGGAUCAAGCACGUGCUGUGCAUGUUCUGCAACACGCCGCAGCUGGCACAGCACUUCUGCGUCGGCUGCAACCGCAAGCUGAGCGAGUACUACUGCGACACGUGCAAGCUGUUCGACAACGACCAGCUGAAGAACAUCUACCACUGCGACGACUGCGGGAUCUGUCGUCUCGGGCUCGGCAUCAACCAGGACUAUUUCCACUGCAAAAACUGCAACACGUGCAUCUCGAUCGAGCUGCAGGAGAACCACAAGUGCAUCGAGAACUCGACGCACUCCAACUGCCCGAUCUGCGACGAGUUCAUGUUCAGCUCCACCAAGAAGGUGGUGUUCAUGCUGUGCGGCCACCCGAUCCACCAGAGCUGCUACGACGAGUUCACGAAGCACUCGUACAAGUGUCCUAUCUGCUCGCGCACGAUCGUCAACAUGGAGCGGCAGUUCCGCGUGCUGGACAAGGAGAUCGGCGCAACGAAGAUGCCCGACGGCAUGGCCGCGUGGACGAGCGUGGUCAAGUGCGUCGACUGCGGCGGCAAGUCGCGCGUGCCGUACCACUACCUGGGGCUCAAGUGCGACCACUGCCAGAGCUACAACACGAUGCAGCUGCAGCUGCUCAAGUCGGACAAGGACGCGGCGGACGACGGCGCCGACACCGCCACAGACGAGAAGCUGCUCAUCACACACUCGCUCAACGACAACUUCCAGUUCGACGACAGGCUCGAGCGGCCUGGCGCGCAGCUGACGGGCAGCGCCAACAUCGAGGACUCGGACUCGGAGGACGACUACGUGGACAAUUUUGUGCGCGUGAUCAACAACUUCGAGAGCUACUCGACCAUCGGCGACGCGUUCAAGGACUGGAUCAAUGCGUCGCGACGCAAGGUUAA